Molecule: messenger RNA, 705 nt
Organism: Acanthosepion pharaonis
Lineage: Eukaryota; Metazoa; Mollusca; Cephalopoda; Sepiida; Sepiidae
Source: the annotation of a GenBank genome assembly
AUGAAAACGUGGGACGUAGAUGAAGGAGAAAAAGAAGCUUCGAAAGUGCUUUAUCUUAUCUAUCUAUCUAUCUAUCUAUCUAUCUAUCUAUCUAUCUAUCUAUCCUGCCAAUUCCAUCGUUCAACUCUCACUGUCUCUUUAACUCUUUCUCUUCCAACUAUCCAUCUAUCUCUUUCUCCCUACUCAUCUGAAAUUAUUUAUUUGCAUGCACCUUUACGUGCACUGACAAGAUGUCAGCUGCUCAGUUGUAAGAUUUCAGUUACAACUGGACUUGUAAUUGAAAUCUAUCUCCUUCUUCUCGAUUCUGAUCUAUCUAUCUAUCAUCUAUCUAUCUAUCUAUCUAUCUAUCUAUCUAUCUAUCUAUCUAUCAUAUCUAUCUAUCUAUCUAUCUAUCUAUCUAUCUAUCUAUCUAUCUAUCUAUCUAUCUAUCAUCUAUCUCAGUCUGUUAUAUAUAUAUCUAUCUAUCUAUCUAUCUAUCUAUCUAUCUCAGUUUGUUCAUUAUCUAUCUAUCUAUCUAUCUAUCUAUCUAUCUAUCUAUUUAUCUAUCUAUCUCAGUCUGUUCAUAUAUCUAUCUAUCUAUCUAUCUCAGUUUGUUCAUUAUCUAUCUAUCUAUCUAUCUAUCUAUCUAUCUAUCUAUCUAUCUAUCUAUCUGUGUGUAUCUUUGUAUCUUCAAGAAGGUCCCCCAACAUUACGCUUUCCCGAUAA